AUGGCCACAUCCGGCUCGUCCGUCCAUCGGCUAAGACCAACGACACACACAGCUGAUGAGACUAUUGGUCAGCACAACAAACGCAUCAUCACACCUCAGACUGUCUGUAGCACCACCAUAACCUGUGGUUCAGCAUCUAGCACUGUAAAUUUGGGUGCAGUGGAUGAAGGAUAUACAGGUAGCACCACCAUAACCUGUGGUUCAGCAUCUAGCACUGUAAAUUUGGGUGCAGUGGAUGAAGGAUAUACAGGUGAUGUGGAGUUGGUGUCCGGUAUCCCAGCUGGUACUAGUGUGAGAUUGGAGCUUGAUAUUUAUCCUGAGCAUCUUCAGUUUCUGGAGUUGAACUUCACUUCAGGGGAAACCACAGUGACUGUUCGCACCAAGAAGCCGCUCGACGCCGAGGCCAAUAUAUUCUUUACGCCUGAGAGAAUUUUGCACUACAGCUUAGUGUGCAAUAAUGAUGUGACAUACAAAAACUCCCGCAGGUUGAUAAUCAAUGAUAUAAAUGACAACAGUCCAGUAUUUGAGAAGAAGUUUUAUUCUCAAAACGUUUCAGAGAGUGAGGUUGUGAACACCGAGGUUCUGCGAGUGAGAGCUGUGGAUGCAGACAUCACACCUGAAUUCAGCACCCUGACGUAUAGCUAUACUCCAGUAACACCAGACUUUUCCUUAUCAAACUCCGGGGCGUUUACAUUAACGAACCCUCUGAACUACAGCAUUGUACCAAAGUACAAUUUUAUUGUCACUGCCACGGACAAUGGCGGAAACAACGACACAACCUCAGUUGAGAUCGUUGUAGAAGACUUUGACAACUUAAAUCCCUUUUUCAGCCACAGUCUCUACCAGGCUGUUGUUCCAGAGAACCAGGACGGGGAUCUCAGUGAAAUACGACCAGAACCAAUAAAGGCCCAAGAUGGAGACACUGGGAUCAACGAGACGAUAACAUACAGCAUCACUUCAGUCUCUCCUGUCGAUUACCAAGCAAACUUCAACAUCGACGCCGACACCGGAGUUCUGACUGUGGUGACGUCGUUUGACAGGGAGGAAAUGGACAGCAGUGAAAUCUCUGUCAGCAUCAAG
This is a messenger RNA of Poecilia latipinna (sailfin molly), 1080 nucleotides long. RefSeq names its product protocadherin gamma-B3-like. Gene Ontology annotation, biological process: homophilic cell-cell adhesion. The transcript has 11 exons. NCBI's taxonomy places the organism in Eukaryota, Metazoa, Chordata, Actinopteri, Cyprinodontiformes, Poeciliidae. Gene Ontology annotation, cellular component: plasma membrane. The annotation marks the transcript as partial. The record is from RefSeq and is a predicted model, not a curated record. Gene Ontology annotation, molecular function: calcium ion binding.